AUGGCCACGAUUCCACCUAAGAUUAAAACAGAGAUAACUACUAAUGAAAGGCUGAAAACCUUAAAAAACACGUUUGAAGCGAAAUAUGGACAAUCACCUCUCUUCUAUGCCUGUGCACCUGGAAGGGUAAAUCUAAUCGGUGAGCAUAUUGAUUACUGUGGAUAUUCUGUACUGCCAAUGGCCAUUGAGCAGAGUAUCCUAGCAGCUGUUUGCGUGAACCACUCAGGGAAAAUCCAGCUGUCCAACACCAAUCCUCAAUACCAGGAUUACACUGUCUCGUGCUCAGAGGAGAUAACCAUCGACAAAGACAAUCCAAAAUGGUAUUAUUAUUUUCUCUGUGGAGUUAAAGGCAUUCAGGAGAAGUUUGGGAUCACUCCUUUAGCAGGGAUGUCAUGUGUGGUAGAUGGAACCAUCCCCCCCAGCUCUGGUCUGUCCAGCUCAAGUGCCUUAGUUUGUUGUUCUGGUCUUGUAACCAUGGAGGCAAAUCAGAAAUCCCUCUCCAAGGUGGAACUUGCAGAGAUUUGCGCCAAAUGUGAGCGAUACAUUGGUACAGAGGGAGGAGGCAUGGACCAGUCGAUAUCUUUCCUGGCAGAGAGAGGAACUGCAAAGCUAAUAGAGUUCCAGCCUCUUCGAGCCACGGACGUCAAGCUUCCAGAUGGGGCAGUGUUUGUGAUUUCCAACUGCUGUAAAGAGAUGAAUAAAGCUGCUUCUUCCCACUACAACAUCCGUGUUGUUGAGUGUCGGAUCGCCACAAAGAUGCUGGCGAAGGCACGCGGUGUGGAUCCAGGCAACUUGCUGAAGCUGGCGCAGGCGCAGGUGGCCCUGAAGGCCUCACUGGAGGAAAUGCUGGCUCUGGUGGAUGAAGUGCUGCACCCUGAGCCGUACAGCCGAGAGGAAAUUUGCAAGGUGCUGUGCAUCACCGAGGAGCAGUUCUCUACAGAUUUGCUGAGCGCUAACACCCAGGAUGAGACACACUUCAAGCUUCACCAGCGAGCCAAGCAUGUUUACGGCGAAGCCGCCCGUGUGCUGAAGUUUAAAAGUGUGUGUGACUCAGGAGCUGCUGAGUCCAUUCAGCUGCUCGGAGAGCUGAUGAACCAGAGCCACGCAAGCUGCAGAGAUCUGUAUGAGUGCAGCUGUUCUGAACUGGACCAGCUGGUGGACAUCUGUCUGAAGUCGGGGGCUGUUGGUUCACGGUUGACAGGAGCUGGCUGGGGAGGCUGUGCCGUCUCCAUGGUUCCCAGUGAGAAGGUGGAGUCCUUUUUGCAAGCUGUCAGGGGUGCUUACUACCUCCCAGACCCACGCAGAGCAGCGAUGGAAAAGCAGAGUUUGUUCGUAUCGAAGCCUGGAGAUGGAGCUAGAAUUUUCUUGGAGGAGUGA
Molecule: messenger RNA, 1377 nt
Organism: Menidia menidia (Atlantic silverside)
Lineage: Eukaryota; Metazoa; Chordata; Actinopteri; Atheriniformes; Atherinopsidae
Source: the annotation of a GenBank genome assembly